AUGGAAUUUGAAGAGUGGGUGAAAAAGGUUCCUGGGAGCCCUGUUCUGAGUCAGGAUCCAGUGACUACACCCUUCAUCCAAGUCACCAAUACCACAGUCAAAAACCUGAUCUCUGUGUUCCUGACCUGCUUGUCAAAUGACAAUGGGAUCUCCAUCCAGUGGCUCUUCAAAGGCAAUAUUCUUGUGAUCACCAAUAGGAAAAUGCUGUUUGAGAACAACCACACCCUCCAAAUAUUCCCUGUGAGGAUUGAGGAUUCUGGGGACUAUCAAUGUGAAGUAUUCAAUAAAGUCAGUUCCAAGAGGAGUGACCCAAUCCAGCUGGACAUAAUACGAGAACGUUCCAGACCAAAAAAACAUCGACCCUCAUCAAGGGGUAUUAUUGGCAUUAUUGCCCAAUGUCUGAUGGGGCUGAUUGCAGUAAUAUUUGUUGUACUCUUCUUACUGUGGCGCAGACGUCGUGGCAGAGAACCACAAAUUGAGAACAAUGUUAAACAAGUGGACAAUGAGCCAACCAACCUCAAUGAAACCUCAGAAGGUUCAAAUAUGAAACCUCAAAAGAAAAAGAAGAGCAAGAAGUAAGAGCAUGCUCAGUGAGGACAACUGGACCCAUCCAUCCAUAGCAUCACCCACUUCAACCCCCACCCCACAUCUACUACUACCUCCUGCCGCCUCCUUCGGCUACAAAUCACAAGUCUCAGAUGAGCUUUGUACUUCCAUGCUCUGGUGACUCUUCUCUUACUUCCCCAGGUCACGUGACAACUCUCCUAAUGAGGUGGAUGGCCUUCGCAUUAUUUCCUAAAAAACAAUGUCCAGCAACACAAAUACCUAAAUUCAGUCUUCCCAACUCCACCAGCAACAGCAACUGUUUUCUAUAAUAAAAACACAGUGAUGAGACCUG
Peromyscus leucopus (white-footed mouse) is the source of this 898-nucleotide messenger RNA. RefSeq names its product carcinoembryonic antigen-related cell adhesion molecule 1-like. The transcript has 7 exons. NCBI's taxonomy places the organism in Eukaryota, Metazoa, Chordata, Mammalia, Rodentia, Cricetidae. The coding region runs from base 1 to 579 and encodes 192 amino acids. Gene Ontology annotation, cellular component: external side of plasma membrane. The record is from RefSeq and is a predicted model, not a curated record. Gene Ontology annotation, biological process: T cell activation.